Daphnia carinata is the source of this 1248-nucleotide messenger RNA. RefSeq names its product mRNA export factor-like (gene Rae1). Bases 139 to 1233 code for a protein of 364 amino acids. Lineage: Eukaryota; Metazoa; Arthropoda; Branchiopoda; Diplostraca; Daphniidae. Gene Ontology annotation, biological process: transcription-dependent tethering of RNA polymerase II gene DNA at nuclear periphery; RNA export from nucleus. Gene Ontology annotation, cellular component: nuclear pore. The transcript has 5 exons. Gene Ontology annotation, molecular function: RNA binding; ubiquitin binding. The record is from RefSeq and is a predicted model, not a curated record.
UUUUAGCAGCCGGCAUUCCGCAGUGUAGUAUAUCGAGCUUCUUUCACAAACGGUUUAAGUGCAACUUUCACAAAUCUUUUACCUAAUUUCUAUAACAAUUGUUUAUUGCGAACAAGUAUCUGAAAAUAGUCAGCCAAAAUGUUUGGUUCUACGGGAUUUGGAGGAAAUAGCUUUAUGGGUUCCAAUGUAGUUACAGCUCCAACCAACCAUAAUCCGAUGAAGGAUUUUGAAGUAGUUUCCCCUCCGGAUGAGUCCAUUUCUUGCCUAGAGUUCAGCCCAGCUUCAAUUCCUCAAAACUUCUUGAUUGCUGGUAGCUGGGACAACCAUGUUAGAUGCUGGGAAAUUGAUCAAACUGGCAAGUCCAUUCCAAAAUCACAAGAAACGAUGCAGGGACCUGUUCUUGAUGUGGCUUGGAGUGAUGAUGGAAGUAAAGUAUUCAUGGCUGGAUGCGACAAAAUGGCCAAAUGUUGGGACUUGAAUUCAAACCAAUCAAUUCAGGUUGCAGCCCAUGAAGCCCCAAUUAAAACCUGUCACUGGAUCAAAUCACACAACUAUUCCUGCCUAAUGACUGGUUCUUGGGACAAAACACUCAAGUUUUGGGACUUGCGCCAACAGCAACCCAUACUCACGUUGAACUUGCCUGAACGCUGUUACUGUGCUGAUGUAGAAUAUCCUGUUGCUGUUGUGUCAACAGCGGCUCGCCACUUGCUUGUCUACCAAUUAGAAAACAGCCCACAAGAAUUCAAAAGAAUUGAUUCACCAUUGAAGUAUCAACACCGCUGUGUCUCCAUCUUUAAGGACAAAAAGGGCAUGCCAUCUGGAUUUGCCCUUGGAAGCAUUGAAGGAAGAGUUGCUAUUCAGUAUAUAACACCUAGCAAUCCAAAGGAUAAUUUCACAUUCAAGUGCCAUCGCUCUAAUGGAACUAACCAGCAGUAUCAAGACAUUUAUGCUGUCAAUGAUAUCAAGUUUCAUCCAGUUCAUGGUACCUUGGCCACUGCUGGCUCUGAUGGAAGAUUUUCUUUCUGGGACAAGGAUUCGCGGACAAAGUUGAAAACUUCAGAACAACUGGAACAAUCCAUUACUGCUUGUUGUUUCAACAGAGAUGGCCAAAUCUUUGCUUAUGCAGUUAGCUAUGAUUGGUCUAAAGGACAUGAGUUUAACAACCCACAAAAAAAGAACUACAUCUUCUUACAUUCUUGUUAUGAAGAAAUGAAACCUCGUCAGAAGUCCUAAUUUUCUUGUUUCAUG